Rotaria sordida is the source of this 2275-nucleotide messenger RNA. The record is from the annotation of a GenBank genome assembly. Lineage: Eukaryota; Metazoa; Rotifera; Eurotatoria; Philodinida; Philodinidae.
UUAAUAUAGUUAUAUUCAUUGUGGUCGUAAACAAUUAAUAGAAAUUCCAAAUUUUACACGUAUAACAAAUACAUUUUAUGAUGAACUUGUUUUAAAUGAUAAUCAAAUUAUUGAAAUACAUAAAAAUGCAUUUCAAGGUUUACGUGUUAAACGUUUAAAUUUAUCUGGUAAUAAAAUUCGUUUUAUAUCAUCACAAGCAUUUAUUGAAUUAUCAAAUUAUCUUGAAGAAUUAAUUAUUGAAUUUGAUUCAAAUUAUAUAAAUGAUAUUCCAAAUGCAAUAAAAAUGAAUUUAAUUAAUUUACAUUCAUUAAAAUUAAUUAAUUUAAAUUUAAUUGAAAUAAAAAAUCAUACAUUUAUUAAAUUUCGUAAAUUAGAACAAUUAUCAAUAAUAAAAUCUCAUAUAAAAUCAAUUGAAUCUGAUGGUUUUAUAUCAUUAAUUAAUUUACAUUAUUUAAAUUUAGAACAAAAUUUUUUAAAUGAUUCAUCAUGGAAUUCAUUAAUAAAAUAUUUACCAAAUUUAGAAAUAUUAUAUUUAAGUCAAAAUAAUUUUAAUUAUCUUAAAAAAAUACAUUUAAAAUAUUUAAAAAUUCUUGAUUUAUCAUCAAAUGGUUUACAAUAUAUUGAUAGAAAUAUAUUUCAUUCAUUAGAAAAACUUUAUUUACAAAAUAAUGAAAUUAAUUCAUUACAAUUAACAUUUUUAUAUUCAUUAAAAAAUUUAAAAGAAUUAAAUUUAGAUUUUAAUCGUUUAACAUUUUUACCUGAAAAAAUUUUUCAAAUUAAUUUUAAUUUAAUUUAUUUAUCAUUACAAGGAAAUGAUUUAAAUUAUUUAACAAAUUAUUCAUUUUAUGGUUUAAAUAAUUUAAUACAUUUAAAUUUAGCACGUAAUCGUUUACAAUUUUUAUUAAAUCAACAACCAUUUCAAUAUUUAAAUUCAUUAAAAAUAUUAAAUCUUGAUAGAAAUUUACAAAUGAAUAUAACAAAAAAUAUUUUAAAAGAUUUAUCAAAAACUUUAAUUGAAUUAUCAUUACAAAAUUGUAAUUUAACAAAAAUAAAUUUUUCAUUAAAUUUUUUCUAUUCUCUUCAACGUUUAAAAUUAUCAUCAAAUUAUUUAAAAGAAUUACCAAAAAAUUUUUUAAAUUAUUCUAUUUUAUCAAUUGAUUUACAAAGAAAUUUAUUUACAUUUAUACCUAAUUUAUUUGAAUAUAAUUCAUCAAAUUUAAUUGAUCUUGAUCUUAGUUCAAAUCAAAUAUCAUAUUUAAAUCAAUAUGAUUUAUUAAAAUAUUCAAAUUUAAAAACAAUUGGUCUUACAGCAAAUCCAUUAGAUUGUAAUUGUCAUUUACAAUGGAUUAAACAAUGGUUAAAAGAUAAUUAUGAACAAGAUUUAAUUAAAUUUUUACAAUGGACAUGUGCAAAACCAAAAUAUCUUUUUGGUAAACAAUUAACAAUUAUUAAUGAACAUGAUAUGAUAUGUAAUGAAAAUGAAAUUAUUGAACAAGAAACAACAAUAGAAUCAACAUUAAUAUCAAUAUUAUCAUCGACUAAUAUUCCAUUAACAUCAAUAAAAACUAAUAUUAUUCAUAAUUCAACAAUUGAAUCAUCAUUAAACGAAUUAAUAAUUAAAGAUAUUACAUAUAAUUCAAGUGGUAUAUUAAUUAUCUCAUGGGAAUAUAUGUUAUCACAAUUACCAAAAUAUUAUUAUAUACAAAUUUAUGAUAAAAAUCAUCAACAUAUGAUAUAUCAACGUUUAAUUGAUGGUCAACAACAAUCAAUUGAAAUAGAUAUAUCAGAUUAUAUUGAAAAAUCAUCACCAUUUUAUAUUGUUUGUAUUAAUAUUGAACAUAAAAAAUAUUGUCGAAAUAUUUUUUUAAAAUUAAAUACAAAUUUAAUUAAAUCAUCUUCACUUAUUUUAACAUCAAAUAAACAAGAAAAUGAACAAUUUAUUUAUCUUUUAGGUGGAAUUCUUCUUGGAGCUAUUCUAGUCUGUUCAAUAUUAAUAAUUAUUUGUUAUUAUCGUCUUCAUUAUUAUUCAAAAGAAAAUUUUUCACAAAUAUCAUCAAUUAAUUCUGAUGAAAUUAAAUCUUUAAAAACAAUUUAUUAUCAUCCAUUAAAUAUAAUUAGUUAUCCACAACAACAAAGUAAUAAUACUAGUGAAUGUUCAUUACAUUCAUCUAUUGAAACAAAUCAUUUAACUAAUGAUUCUUAUCAUAUAUAUCAACAAAUACCAUCUGUACAUAAUUGUCAAUUACAUCUAACAAAGACACAUAUUCUAAUUUGA